GAGAUAAAUGUCAAUGGAUCACUGGUCAAUUUGAGGACAACUGUGUUUGCUUAUUUCUUUUUCUCAGAUUAAUUAAACUUAUUGAAAAAUAUUUUAACAAUCAUUUGGUAGUUUUGGGCACUGGAAGUCUGCUUUGUUUAUUAAAAUGUGCGUCUUAUUUGAAAUUUUAGAUUCUCCUUGGAGUCCCAUUAUUAAUAUCUCUGGUGGUGACCUGAAGGAGAAUCAGUCUGUCACUGUAACCUGCUCAGCUUUCACUCCCUGUCCACACUCACCUCCUGAACUCACCUGGAAUCUCCAACAAGACUCUCUCAGACAAACUGAGAAAAACACAAAUGGAACCUUUACAACUAAAAUCCAGGAGAACAUCACUCUGUCAGACACACAUGAUGGAUACAACAUCCGAUGUUCUGCCAGAUAUCCUGUGAUUGGAGGAAACAAGACAGCAGAGACAGAAGUGACUCUCAGUGUUUCCUAUGCUCCUAAAGACACCUCAGCAUCCAUCAGUCCAUCAGGUUUGGUGUCAGCAGGUAGCUGGGUGGAGCUGAGCUGCUCCAGCAGAGCCAAACCUCCACCCAGCUUCACCUGGUUCUGGAACAGCCAACAUGGAGACAUGAAUGUGUCUAUGGGGAAAGUUUACAAAUUCAAUCCUGCUGAGGAAGAAACGUUUCACUGUGUGGCUACAAAUGAUCUGGGUCAACAAAAAUCACCUGUGAUUCUUGUUGCUAUUAAAGAUAAUCGAUCAUCUGAAUUCCAGAUCCUUAAUAUAUUGAAGAUCCUGGGGAUUGUAUUGCUCUGCAGUAGCAUCAUCAUCUUUGAGAGCUGGUUCAGAUUCUCCAAGAAACCAAAGAAGGAACCAGAAGAAACAAUCUAUGUCAACACUGUGAUGGAGGCUAAAGCAUGAUGAGCCACAAAAAAAGACCAAGAAGACGUCAAGGCCUCUGUCAGAGAGAGGAUUUAUUAUUUCUGUCCAAUUCUUCAAGUUUUUAUCUCAAGAAGCUUUUUUCUAUCAGCAAAGACCAAUAGGUGGAGGUCUGGAUACACUGUGGACGAGUCACCAGUCCAUCACAUCCCCAUUUGUUGGUCUUUAGAAAUAUGUUCCUUUUCUUGCUACUUUUUUUCCGCAAUAAAAUAUAAUACUCAUUGUCUAAACAGUAAUGCUUUGGUAGAACACUGAGAUCGAAAUAUCUGUGAAAGAAAACAAGUUCAUAUUUAUUUAGAAACAACAUUUCUAAUGUUUUGACUCAGUGUUCAGAAAUCAAUAUUUAGUGGAAUAACCAUGAGGUUUUCAUUGAGGUUCAGUUCAGUGGUCUCUUACUCUAUAUUGUAUCUAUAUGUGGCCCAUAUAUAUUUAUGGUCUCUAUUCCAGAUUUACACUUUCCACUUUUUCUCAGCUCAGAUCAGAACUGGUUUUUAGCUGAAUGAAAAACAAAAUCAUAAAAGCAACAACAACAACAA
This is a messenger RNA of Gambusia affinis (western mosquitofish), 1455 nucleotides long. Its product is annotated as B-cell receptor CD22-like. The transcript is spliced from 5 exons. The coding region runs from base 146 to 901 and encodes 251 amino acids. The record is from RefSeq and is a predicted model, not a curated record. NCBI's taxonomy places the organism in Eukaryota, Metazoa, Chordata, Actinopteri, Cyprinodontiformes, Poeciliidae.